UGGGGCGAGAGACGCUGCUCGUGCGAGAGGGGUGCGCUUCCGCCGCUUGGUUGGUUGCAUCUGCCGGCCAUGCAGGACGAGCGGCCGCUGGCGCUCGCGGUGGUCGUCGCGUGCGCCAUCGGCCUCUUCUCGGUCCUCCUCACCGAGCUCGUCCUGCGCAGCGGCGCCAGCCGCCGCCUGGCGUCAGCGGUCCCGCCGGAGCUAAAGUGCUUUGUGUCGGGGCUGCUCUCCGGGCUGGGGCUGCUGGUGAUGCUGCCGCUUGCGCUCGACCAGCUGACCGCCGCGGGAUGGCCGUACGAGCACAUCCUGCUCGCGUUUCUCGCCGGGCCGCUCGCGACCUUCUUCGUCAACCACGUCAUGCUCGACCACCAGCACGCCGACGACCCCUCCGCUGCGCCGCACUCGCACGGACGGCGGUCGGACGGGACGCAGAUCCUGUGCGGCCAGGCGACGCCCGCAAAGUUCACCUUUGGCGGAGCGCCACAGCUCGUUUGCCAGGUCUCCGGUCGGAGUCCCGAGGCGCUUGCAGACGAGGAGAGCGCGGGGGCGGCGUGGGCGGACAAGCUGUCGGUGGUCUGCGGCGCCGUGCCCUUCACGAUCCACGCCGCCGUCGACGGGUCGAUCCUCGGCACCGCCCACUCCCCCGUCCUGCUCGCUUCGCUGGCGCUGCCAAUCACGCUGUGCGCGGUGCAGGACGUCGCCACGAUCGUGCUCACUCUCUCCGCGAGCCGCGCCUCUCGGCGCGCGAUCAUCGCCUCCGCCGCCUGCUUCGGUGCGGGCUUCCCCAUCGGCGCCGGUCUGCUCGUCGCGCUCGCCUCCUCGCCCUCCGCCGCCAGGGCCGCCCUCGCCCUCCCCGCCGUCGCCGCGGGCCUCUUCCUGUACAUGGCGGUGUUCGAGUUUGCGCCGCCGCACGCGCAUGGCCGCAAGGCGUCGCUAGCUCAGUGGCUCGCCUUCUCGAGCGGCGUCGCCCUCGCGUACGCCACCGAGGCGCUUGAGCACUGGGCGGAGGCGGCUGCGGUCGGGGCGGCGGCGAGGGCGGACCUCGAGGCGACGCGCCGCACGGGCAACUCGACGGGCGCCGACUUUGGCGCCGGCUUUGGCGCCGACUUUGGCGCCGGCUUUGGCGCCGAGAGCGGCUUUGCCGCGGAGGCGCGGAGGGCGGAGGCCGUGGUCGCGGCGCUGGUGCUGGCCGGCGCGCUCGGCCUCGCGCUGGCGUGCUUUUGGCGGCCGCGGCGCGGGGCGGGUCGCGCGGGGCGCGCGUCGCGGGCGAUGGCGAGGCGGGUCACGUCAGCGGGCGAGGCGGCCGCGGCGGCCGCGCGGCGAUUGCGCGUGUCAACCAAGCGCCUCCGGCAGCCGUGGCGAGCGUCGAGGAGGCGGCGGGACGGGCAGUCGGCCAAGCUCGUGUCCGCUGCCCCGGCACUCGCAGACGACAAGGAGGAGGGGGAGGGCGAGAGCAACGCGCUCGCGAUGAGUGUGGAGGAGGUCUAGGCGGUCGCAGGGUGAGGCGUUGUCGUGCUGUGUGCGCGAGUGUGCGGCCAGAUUCUUAUUCGUCGCGCCCCCGGAGCGUGCGAGGGGAGGAGCGAGAGCGCGAGAGCCGCGUUGGCGCGUGCUCGAGGUGUGCGGUGUGCAUGGGGCCACAUCGCCUGGCCUUCCCUCCGCUGUUGUUUUCGUUUUGAUUGUUCGCAUGGGGUAUGGCUA
Messenger RNA from Emiliania huxleyi CCMP1516, 1698 nucleotides. RefSeq lists its product as hypothetical. Gene Ontology annotation, molecular function: metal ion transmembrane transporter activity. Gene Ontology annotation, cellular component: membrane. Lineage: Eukaryota; Haptophyta; Isochrysidales; Noelaerhabdaceae. Bases 70 to 1488 code for a protein of 472 amino acids. The transcript has 3 exons. Gene Ontology annotation, biological process: transmembrane transport; metal ion transport. The record is from RefSeq and is a predicted model, not a curated record.